CGCGCUCUCCGAAACGUGCCGCCGCGCUCCACGGACAGUGAAGACUCCGGAAUUUUAGCGAGGACCCGUUCCUGGCAUCACAAGUCCCGCGGGUCUACACGCCCCCACACUUUGGCAAAGAUGCAACUUUGUCUGCCCGGAGCAACAUGGAUUCUCAUCCUGGCCGUGGCGGCGAUCGCUGCGUCCUCUCCUGCCCGGUCGAGGCCGAAGCGGGACGUCUACUACGACUCCUCCCUUGACGCCGGCGAGGAAUACCUGCUCGGCCUGCUCCGCAACCGCCUCAGCCACCCCGCCAUGCUCGAGCAACAGAAGCGGGCCGGCGGCCUCCUGGACUUCGGCGUGUCGCGAGGCGCGUCCGGAGCCGAAGCGGCCAAAGCCCGCCUGGGACUCAAGCUUGCCCACGACCCAUACGGACCCGGAAGGCGCUGAGGUCGUAACUCGCACCCUGCGUAAGCACACGACGGAUCAACGCGGAUGGGAAAGAAGAACGCGACAAGGACCACCUCCCAGUUUCGUUACGACGUCGCUGCGAGAACUGAUAAUCUGAAAUAGAUGCUUCGCUACACAGGCUGAACCGCGCUUCUGUGAGGCACUUUUCUGCGUGGGCUC
Rhipicephalus sanguineus (brown dog tick) is the source of this 609-nucleotide messenger RNA. RefSeq names its product U-limacoditoxin(8)-Dv66-like. Bases 121 to 429 code for a protein of 102 amino acids. NCBI's taxonomy places the organism in Eukaryota, Metazoa, Arthropoda, Arachnida, Ixodida, Ixodidae. Gene Ontology annotation, biological process: body fluid secretion. The record is from RefSeq and is a predicted model, not a curated record. Gene Ontology annotation, molecular function: diuretic hormone activity; G protein-coupled receptor binding. The transcript is spliced from 4 exons.